Schistosoma turkestanicum is the source of this 4713-nucleotide messenger RNA. Lineage: Eukaryota; Metazoa; Platyhelminthes; Trematoda; Strigeidida; Schistosomatidae. The record is from the annotation of a GenBank genome assembly.
CACGUUACUGUGAAGUCUACCUUGUAAUCCAAAUUACCUUAGGAUUGAAAGCAAACAACCCCAGACUAAAAGACUAAAGCACGUUUGAUUUGUAUUCAUUCGGAAGUUUUAGGAGCUUUCAAUCUUCGGGUCACCUCAAUGAGUGGUAUAGUUGGAUCAACUCGUGGUCUUGGAAGUAAGUAUGGACUCGGCGGCAGUUCUCUGGGGUCAUCCAGUGAGGUCGUACAAAUACGUUUACAGGGUGAUUCUUAUCCCAGUAGCGAUUCCUUGGGAGUAUCUGGAAUGGAUAUGUUUGGUGGACUAUCCGGUUAUGGUGUUUCUUCCAGUGUACCCUAUUAUGUUGACUCAGUGGGUGGAAGUGUGUGUCUAGGUGGGGGAAUGUUGGGAUUCGAUGAUGAAAUCGGUCACUCAGGACUAGAUAGUAGUGAACUUGUUCAGUUAUUGGGAGGAAGUCAAGCUAUCGCCCAGCUCUCAGAUAGUCAGUUAGAAGAACUUGGUCGUGCACAAUUUACUAUCGUGGAUCCUAGGACUGACAGUGAACUAGCAAAUUGUCCACUAACUUUAUCAGUAGAAGAAGAUGAUCGACCUCUAGAUGAAGAUGAAAUCUUGUAUGUAACCAAAACAAAAUGUUUAGAUCGUGUUCGUGUCCUGUCUGUGCCAGCUUCCGGAUAUACGAGUAUAAAUACUGGUGAUCUUGUUAAAUGCAUCAAUUUACGUGAAUUGGAUUUGUCAGAGAAUGCAUUACGUGUUUUCCCUAGACGUCUGCAUUUACCACGGUUAACAAAACUCAGCAUUACAGGGAAUAGAUUUAUCCACCUCCCAUUGUUUGAACAAUUUCCCAAACUAACUCGACUGAAUAUAGACGACAGACUAAAACAAUUACUAAACCCUCAAAUGUUGGUCUAUUUUUGUCCGAAACUUAAGUAUAUUAAUGGAAUAUAUUUUGAAGAAACACCAACUGAUUUCACAGUUCGUAUUAUUCACGAAGCACGAUCAAUGAUUGAACCUAUUAUAAAAUCAAAAUGGGAAACAGAUUUCGCUGAUCAGUAUCCUUUUGUUAAGAAUCGAGAAGAACGUAUUUCAUUAAUUGAAAACAUGAUGGAGCACAUAAAAGAGCGCAAUUUUCUGGUCGGUGAAGCCUUAAACAAGUAUAAAGAUUUAUUGUUGUUUCGUUGUAUUGACGAAUUUCUACGAUCCAAGAUAUAUGAUGCCACCGAUACGGAAUUAUUGCAUGCAGUUGAUUCUCUGGACAUUCCUAGACCAAUUAAAAAUGCAGAGAGUGCUACGACUGUCACUGAUGCUACCGCAAUUACUUCUGAUGUCACAAAUAAAUUAGUUGCCAAAUCAGAUGAAUCCACCACUAAUGAGAAUUAUCCUUUGACAGAAACCAAUGCAAACAACAUGACUGAUAACUUGUUGAUUAAUUCAGUUGACGAUAACACAAUGACUGCCACUAAUAACAAUGAUAAUGAUGACACUGUUGUUGCUGCUACUAUUACUACCACCACUGCUACUAUCACUACCCAACAUAAAAAUAUUGAUUCGCUACAGUUAAGUACAAAACUAUCAGCGUGUGAUUUAGAAUCUGACGAUAUACAAGAUGAUGACGAAGAAGAAAAAGAAGCAGCUGCACGAGCUGCCAAUGAAUGUGCACUGUUUGACGCUACCGACGAAUUAUUGGGUACACAUUUGCCUGAUUUACAAUUAUUAGCUCAAAGUGCUAAUCAAUUGCAAACUACUUUUUUUGUGGACUCAAUGGGUCGUUUACAUCAACAGCAAGUACUUCUUACUCCAAAUGGUGCUUGUCAAUUAGGUUUACAAACUAAUGGACUAUCAAACUACCAGUUACAUUUAGGACGGUCUUUACGUCAGGGUCGUUCUAUAGUUAUGACUGUUGUUCGUCCACGUGGCAUCAGCGGACGCCCAGUGGCUGAAUUUUUGCCUGGUGAACUGCGUAAUAAGGAUUAUGUCAAAGGUUACAUGGCUUCUGAAAUAUACAAAAAAGCUGUCAAAGAUACUUUAGGUCAAAAAACAACUCCCAAGAAACGUUCUGGAACUGGCAAAAUUCGAAAAUCCGAUCAAAUUAGUACAUCUGCAGGAGAACGUUCUUGGCCUGGAUCGACAACAUCUAAUACGAUUCCACUAGGUGAACUUAACACUGAAGUGGAUAAUACAGGAACAACUACCAAAAGAGUAAAUUGCACAUCUAACCAGAUGGCGAGUUCACGAACUGGAUCAAGUCGACCAGGUAAAGUUGAAUUUGAUGUUGGCGAAGACACAGAUGGCGCCACAGGUGGUCUUCCUCCUCGACCGAAGAAACGGAAAUCUAUGGGAAUGCAUAGAAGCUUAAGAGAUCUUUGUUCAGAUGCCCCAUAUUCAGCUGAUGCCUAUAAUAAUACUACUGCUAAUACAGUUGUUGGCGGUGGUCCUAGAUCUGAUGCAACUCCAAUCGACUAUGAUCCACUACACUUCAUUCGUUGUCAUGCAAAGGACAAUGAUGCAGGAGAUAGUGAAACUAAAGUUUGGCGUUGUUUAUUUGAACCAAAUCCAAUGAGACCAGAUGAAACAACUCAUGUAGUUGCAACUUGUGGUGGUGAAUGUGUCUGUUUAAUCAAUUGUGAAACCGGCAAAGUUAUGAAACGUUUUAAACAUAUGGAAGAGGAAUUUUAUACCAUAGCCUGGACAACUGUUGAAGUUGAAGGCAGUAAACGUACUAAUAUACUGGCUGCUGCUGGUCGUAUGCAUGAGAUCAGACUACUUCAUCCUGAACAAUUGGUUUGUUAUGCUGAAAUGAAAGGUCAUACUGAGGAUGUAACAGCUAUGAUAUUUCAUCAAACACAAUCUACAAUUUUAUUCAGUGGAGAUUCUAAGGCAUCUGUUAUUGUAUGGGAUAUUGGAAUUCCAUCUGUACCAGACUAUAAAACACGUUAUCAACUAUUAAUGCGUCUUCGUUGUCCUAGAUUAGAUGUGAAUCCUGUAUUAAAUCUUGUCUUUCUUCCACAUUAUGCCUAUUUAAUAGCUGGUUGUGAAGAUGGACUAUUCGCAUGGAAGAUAACUGAUCUACGUUUAGAGAAACGAGAACGUGAACCGGAUAUGGAGUUAAAAUUAGACUUUAAUCAUGAAGUUUGCAUUGAUGCUUUAGCUCAACUAAGUGAUAAUGCAUUAGUUUUGAAAGUAGUAGAAUCCGGUGAAAUUAUGGUGUUCGAUUUUGCAUCGAUUUUGGAACGACGUAAAGGACUUCAGCGUGUUGUCCCUAUUGAAAUGCGAGGUCAUUUAUUAUGGCAGAAAACAGAUGAGAUCUACAUCAAUGUAUCUGUUAGACAAAAUCUAGGUGCUGUUCUAUGCGGUGAUAAUGAAGGUUCAAUUUGGAUAUAUGACUUGGAUCCAUACUUGGAUGAUUUACAUUCUUCAAGUCGUAAACGUUUUCAUGUAAAACCAAUUAAGAUUCUUGAAUGGCCUGAAUGUUCAGUUCAAGGAAAUCGUGAUGAAGAUCAACAACUGAAAGAAAGUAUCACAUCAGGUUUUCGUAAUCCUGUUGUUAAUUCCGUUGAAAUGAGUUCAGAUGGUUAUUACUUAGCAGCUGUAACUGAUAACAAUCUUGUAUGCAUAUGGCGGUAUGCUCCACCUCAGCAACAACAACAACAACAAUACUCUCAAAUAAUUCAACAAACUACAACAUCAAUGCAUCAAACUAUUCCACAUACCAACAAUCAUUUAACAGCUAUCAAUAAUGCUAUUGUUACUGGUUCUACUGGUCUAGUCAAUGGUACAUCAUCUUCAACUGUCGCAUGCAUGGAGAUUUUAAACAACAAUAACUCAUCAACUACUUUAGAAUCGAAUGUCAUUGAACUUGUUACCGGUCAACAUUUGUUAGAAUAAACAUCAACAUUAUGAUAAUGUUGUACCAUUGGUUGUGUAUUUUUGAUACUGUUGUUUCACUUUCCAUAUAUAUAUAUAUAUAUAUAUAUAUAUAUAUAUAUAUAUAUAUAUAUGAGAGUGUGACACAAGAACAUCUGCAUAGAAAGUGAAACAGCGGUAUCAAAACUACACCAGCAAUGAUACAACAUUAUCAUAAUAAUGAUGUUCAUUCUAACAAAUGUCGAUUUGUAUAGAACUCAGUUAUUGACUUCAGCUAGACGCUGAAAAUAUACGUUCAUUUUUAUAUAUGCAAUUAUCACACCCUUUCUUUUGUUCUUAUAUUUUAAACCUUAUCUACCAUUUCAUACGUAUUCACUUCCAUAAUUAUUUCAAAGAAUCAUGCCUCACUUAUUGUCCUUAUAUGUUACAAUAUCUGUACACAUCAUCUUAGUUACAUUGUUACCAGCAAAAAUAGGUGAGUGGUUACUGUCACUCUCUCCUUCACUGUCAUAUAUACUUAUAUAUGACAGUUAUUUUUGUACGUUCUUACUCUCUGAUAUGUAUGCAUAAUCCACAGUUUGUUUGUUGUUUGCAUAAAAUAUCUCUUUUUUUUUACUGUCAUUUAUACUUAUUCAAUAUUGAUAAAGUAGUAUAUAUUACUAUUCUUACCACAAUAAAGAAACAAUAUUAUUAUCUUUAUUAUGCCUACAAAUUGUAAUGUUCAAUAUUUCAUUUCAAAACAAAUUAUUCUAAUUUGUUUCUUAUCUAUAUUGUGUGUAUAAUAUAUCUUCAUCCUAUUAUUUACGUACAUGUACAUGUUAAGAACGCAUAAUCAAUGUUAUUGUUAUCAUCAAA